Molecule: messenger RNA, 633 nt
Organism: Salvelinus sp. IW2-2015
Lineage: Eukaryota; Metazoa; Chordata; Actinopteri; Salmoniformes; Salmonidae
Product: C-type lectin lectoxin-Thr1-like
Exons: 7
Molecular function (GO): signaling receptor activity
Source: RefSeq, a predicted model, not a curated record
AUGCAAGCUAAGCCCGCUCUAGGAGUGUACUGCUCUCCAGCACAAAGGAACUGGUUCGAUACAACCCGGUCAACAGUUGUGUACUGCUCCCAGCACAGAGGGAACCUGGUGUCGGUUCACAGCCCGGGUCAACAGGUGUUUGUCCAGGAUCUGGUGAGGAGACACACAGACCAGCCGGUCUGGAUAGGAGGCUACGACGCAGCUCAGGAGGGGAUGUGGCUGUGGAGUGACGGCUCAGCUGUUGAUGGUUUUUACUGGGAGGAGGAGGAGCCCAGUAACUCUGGACAGGGGGAGAACUGUAUGGAGCUACACACUGGAGGUGGUCGGGGCUGGAAUGACGUGUCRUGUGGAGAGCUGAGGUUCUAUGUGUGUUCUAUGGAGACCAGAUCUGGUUUAGCAGUAAUGCCAAGUCAGAAGCAAACACACGAGAGAGAGCUGGUUGAAGAAGUGAGUUUUAUGACGUCCUGUGGAGACAGUGAGAAAGUAGCAGAUGAGACCUCGACUCAGUCUUCUCAGAGGGAUGUGCUGAUCAGAAAGUCCAGGGUCCUCCAGACAUCAUGCUGUUUCUCCAGAGAACACAUCACGUACCAGGAGUCCUCUGAAGAAAGGCUCAGAGCCAAACUCACCACACUG